Molecule: messenger RNA, 1188 nt
Organism: Trypanosoma cruzi
Lineage: Eukaryota; Euglenozoa; Kinetoplastea; Trypanosomatida; Trypanosomatidae
Product: UDP-Gal or UDP-GlcNAc-dependent glycosyltransferase, putative
Exons: 1
Coding region: 1-1188 (395 amino acids)
Cellular component (GO): membrane
Molecular function (GO): hexosyltransferase activity
Source: RefSeq, a predicted model, not a curated record
AUGCUGCCAGUUCUGCUGCGUCGCCGGGCCGCAAUGAGGGCGAGGACGUUCCUUUUGUACUCGGUGCUCUGCAUGCUGGUGAUGGUCGCCGCGGCCCUCCUCAUCAGCGAUGCAGAAGUCAACUCCCGCACACGAUUGGGCAUUGACGCUUCCCAUGGCGAGGUGAGUCACCUCUUGCCCGGGGGAAAUGAGCAGGAGGUGCUCGGUCACAUCCCACUGAGCGUCAGGCAAAUCUGGCGUGAGCGGCGCUUCCCGAUUGUUCUCGGGGUACCAUCUGUGGACAGUCCACCGCACAGAACACGUCGUGACCUGCAGCGUUCAUCGUGGCUGCGCUACGUUGGGGUUGCCACGCGUGCGAAUAAUUUUACAGGGGAAAUGUUGGUGUUAUUUGCUCUUGGGCGUCAUUUCUCACACGGUUAUGUGUACUCGCAGGCAGCGCGGGAUGAGGCCUCGCGGUCACAUGAUGUGUUGAUGUUCGACAUGAAUGACGGCCGCCCCACGACAAACAAGCGCAUUGGUGGUAGUGGGCAUUGGGGAUUUGCUGCAGAAGUAGGCACAAGCCGCAAAUCUAUGAUGUGGUACGCCACAGCACUCCGCCUUUUUUCUCACGCAAUCUACAUUGCCAAGGCGGAUGAUGAUGUGUUUAUUCGUGUGCCACAGUUUCUGGCCGAUCUACACCCAUUGCCUCGUCUUGGGGUGUACUGGGGAAGAGUGAUGCGAUGGAUGCCUAAAAAAGGAAACCCCACAGAAAUGUUUUACUUCGUGGGCGGCAUGUGCAUCACUAUGGCGAGAGAUGUGGUGGAGCACAUCACUUCAUUCACGCCACUGCGGAGUGUCUUAGAUUCCUUCGGGAAUUUCCACAGUAAGGAGGAAUUUGAUUUGCUCCAUUCCUUGAAUGCUGAGCACGAGGAUUUGAUGUUGGGUCGGAUCCUCUACGAGACACGCCAUCCUAACAUCACCCUUGUUUUUGAAAAUACAUGCCGCUUCCAUGACAUUCACGUGGGAGGCAAUAAGGCACCUCUCACCUCUCGCUCCGUCGUGGUGCACCACCUAAAGGAAGAGGAAUACGCGUUUCUUGCAAAACUUUUUCUCAAUGAAAGCGCGGAGAUGGUGAAACCCAUGACGUUUGAUCGCAGUUCAUCCCCUUUUGGGGAAGUGGGGUGGGUAGUAUACAGUUAUCUUUGCUGA